Messenger RNA from Asparagus officinalis (garden asparagus), 1865 nucleotides. Its product is annotated as serine/threonine-protein phosphatase 6 regulatory subunit 2-like. The transcript has 5 exons. The coding region runs from base 177 to 512 and encodes 111 amino acids. The record is from RefSeq and is a predicted model, not a curated record. NCBI's taxonomy places the organism in Eukaryota, Viridiplantae, Streptophyta, Magnoliopsida, Asparagales, Asparagaceae. Gene Ontology annotation, molecular function: protein phosphatase regulator activity; protein phosphatase binding.
CCGAUCCAGUCCCGAUCUCGUCACCCUCCCCUACGCCCCUCUCCGAUGCAAGCCCCCGUGCUCUGUCGUCCUCAACCCUUACUGCAGCGUCGAUUUCAACGCCAAGAUCUGGAUCUGCCCUCUCUGCUUCUCCCGAAACCAGCUCCUCCAUCAUUACGCCGGGAUCUCGGAGUCCAAUGUCCCCGACGAGCUCUACAAUCAGUGCUUCAGCCAUCAAUCUCGUUCUAACUGCCCCCUUGGCCGAUUGCCUGUGCCAUAGAGACAGAGCUCAAGUAGAACAAUUGGUGCAAUAUAUUGUGGAAGAUGCUCCUGCAGAUGCUGAAAGCAAGCGAGCCUUCAAGUUCCCUUUCAUUGCUUGUGAAAUUUUCACUUGUGAGAUUGAUGUUAUUUUGAAGACAUUAGUAGAGGACGAAGAGCUGAUGGAUCUGCUAUUCUCCUUUCUUGAACCAAACCAUACACACAAUUCCUUAUUGUCUGGAUACUUCAGCAAGUCUACAAUUUUGUUACUCUAGGUGGUUGUAUGCUUAAUGUUAAGGAAGACAGCAUCACUUAUGAAGUAUGUUCAGGUAAGUUAUUGACCCAUGUGAGCUGCUUUUUUGAAAAACUAUUUCUUUCACGCGCAGAGAAAGAAAAGAAGUGCUUUAGGGUUAUUAUAGUUAUUCCACUAAUACCUGGUUUCCAGGUAAUUUUUCUUUUAACGUUGCCUUUUCUUGUUUUACAGAAGUAUUUGUUCCCCUACCCUUUACAGAAUAUCCAUUAACUCAGGGUGGCAUUGAUGAUGGUGGCGUUGCAACUGUGAGGGCAAUAAUGCAUUGGCAAAUUUGUGAGGUUUGUUUUCGCAAAACAUUUUUAUGCUCAAAUUUGUGAAAUAACUUACAUGGAUCAUGGAAAUAUAUUUCAGUGUCUAUCAUAGAUUCAUAUUACGUUUGAAUGACAUCUCUAUGUUUUCCGACUGAAGAUAAAGCACUUCCUAAAUCACAACCUGAGGUUAUUUAGUUGAUAGUUGUGAUUAUGUGAGGCCAAAGCAUAAAUUAGCACAAAUCAUGUGGGGUAGGAUUACUGUUAGAUUUAUAGUGAAGUACAAUAUCUAAAUAAGAAUUGACACUUAAUUGCCAGAGGAGGAUCAGAAUCUGUCAGGACAUUGACAAACAUAGUUUAAGAUCCUUCUUCCAUAGUCUAAAAUUUUGGAGGAUUUCUUCUUAGCAUGUAUAUAUUCUUUUAGUGCAUAAAUUCUCCACCCCCCACCCUUCCCCUCUCUUUCCCCCUUCCUCGUGCAGCCAGCAGUCUAUGUUGUGGAAAGUGCGAUAAGUUCUGGAUCAGCAGGCACAUCAUCAUUAGGAGCAGAGAACACUGCAGCCAUCGCCGAUUCGCCGCUGGUUUAGCUCUAAUAUCAGUCGCUGUAGCAUCGGCAAUUCUUCUCCAAGUUGACAAAAAAGCAUCUCAAGUUCAGAGUACAGAGUACUCUGGACCUCCACUCAAUUACUAUAUCGGCAAGUUCAAGCCUGCAAGUAUUGUAGAGGCUGCACUUAUUUCUGAGCCUCAGAAUUCUCCAACUGUAGAGGCUUCUGCUCCUUCCGAACCCGAGACUGUGUCGAAUGUGCAGGCUGAAGGUGAUGCAAGUGCAGCUCCUGAGGUCCAAGUUGAAUUGACGGUGGAGGGUGAAAGUUCAAGUGUUGAAAAUGUUCCUUGACUGGAUGGAUCAAGCCACUCCUAUAUUAUAUUUUGGAUGUAUGAGUCAUUAUGGAUAUUAGAAACAUAUAUAUAAUAUUGGAUGCUUUUCAUUGUGUAUGUAUAUAUAAUAUUGGAUAUUUAGCACUGUUUGAGACAUUUUUGUGUAUGUAUAUAUUCUUGAUUUCAAUGUGAUA